AUGCAAUCUCUCACUGUUGCCUUAAUCGGUGCUAAUGGUCAAAUCGGCAAUUUCAUUCUCCAUGAAUUACUUGCUUCACGUGAGGCGCAAUUUCAUGUCUUAGCUUUCAUACGCCCUAAUUCACAACUCAAGUAUCGGGGGCCUCAGGAGAACGUAACUGUUCAUGAUACAGAUAUUUCCAAGGUGACCGCGGAUUCACUAGCGCCCUACUUCCGCGGCGCAGACGUGGUAGUGAGCGCCGUCGGGGCGGAGCUGCUAUCGCGGCAGAAUGUCCUCCAAGAUGCCGCUGCUAUAGCAGAUGUUCGAAGAUUUUAUCCAAGCGAAUUCGGUAUGCACUCCGUCCUGAGAAUGAGGACAGAGGAAGCCACCUUGAUACAUCCAACGUGGGCCCAGAAAAUGAAAUGUCUCGAUGAAGCCAUGAAACACCCUGCGGUUGUGAGCGGUAGAAUGUCGUAUACUGUCAUAGGCUGUUCCGAUAGCUUCGACGCCCCAGGAGAGAUAUUGCUUUGUCCAUGGGAAGACCCCAACGCCAUGGAGUAUAACAUGUACGCAGUCGGCGAUGCCAAUGCAAAAAUGGACUUCACGUCUAUGAGGACCACUGCGGCGUACCUCGUCGCCUCGAUUUGUCGUCCAGAGAUCUCAGAAAACAGAUUCUUGGCCUUCAGUGGUGAUUUCAUUAGUAUCGCCGAGGUUGCAGAUCUCCUCCGUUCGCACUCGGGUAAAAAGGUCAGCGUCCACGAGAUACCCUGGGAGCAGGCAGAAGAUAUUAUCCGGAAUCCAUCUUUGGCACCGCCAGAGCUUGUUAAAGCCAGCAAUUUUCCUGUCGACUUUUUAAUCGCGCUACGCCAUGUGCAAGGGUCGGGUACAAUGUGGCGAGCUCCGGGGCAGACACACAAUUCUCUUUUCCCGAAUGUAAAACAUCAAUCUGUAGUGGAAUACUUCAGCUAUCUUUUUGGUAAGCUUGGUGAUUCGGGCCCGUGA
Clonostachys byssicola is the source of this 981-nucleotide messenger RNA. The record is from the annotation of a GenBank genome assembly. NCBI's taxonomy places the organism in Eukaryota, Fungi, Ascomycota, Sordariomycetes, Hypocreales, Bionectriaceae.